CCGGCGACGUUGAAGUAUGGCGUUUGUUGCCGUUUCCUAGCUAUUAGCUUCCUGCAUUGAAAUAUAACGAUUUUAAGCGAUUUCACAACAUUCUAAUGGUGGUGUGUGCUGUGUGUGUCCAGGAUGAGUGGAGGGUUGGCACCAAGUAAAAGCACAGUGUAUGUGUCCAACCUGCCGUUCUCACUGACCAACAGUGAUCUACACAAGCUGCUCACUAAAUAUGGAAAAGUUGUCAAGGUCACAAUUGUUAAAGAUAAAGACACCCGGCUGAGUAAAGGGGUGGCGUUUGUUCUCUUCCUGGACAGAGAUUCGGCUCACAACUGUGCAAGAGCAAUAAACAACAAAGUGUUGUUUGGCAGAACGGUGAAAGCGAGCAUUGCAGUCGAUAAUGGACGAGCGACUGAGUUCAUAAGGAGGCGGAAUUACACCGACAAGACCAAAUGUUAUGAAUGUGGGGACACAGGUCAUCUGAGCUACGCGUGCCCCAAAAACAUACUGGGAGAGAGGGAGCCCCCGAAGAAGAAGGAAAAGAAAAAGAAGAAAAAGGAUCUACAGACUGAACAUGUCGAAGAGGAAGAAGAAGAAAGUGAAGAAGAGGGAGAGGACCCGGCUUUAGACAGUCUUAGCCAAGCUAUAGCUGUUGAGCAAGCCCAUAUUGAGGAAGAGGAGGAAAAGAGGAAGCAGACGCGUAUGUCUCAAGAGGCGAACGCGUCAACAUCAUCGGAUUCUAGGAAACCCAAGAUUAAGAAGAGCGCAUACUUCAGCGACGAGGAGGAGCUCAGCGACUAAUAAUAAUGAACAUUCAGUACAUAGCCACCAAAUAGUUUGGUCCAUAUGGAUUCAGUUUUCUGAGUUUCUUUGUGUUACAGUGGGGGGGUAUGUAUAAUAAUAAUAAGAUGGUUCAUUUUUUUCCCCCUCCAGAGCCAAGACAUUUUUACGUUUUUAUAAAAAAACGGUGGCAUUUUUCUUUGGUUGCCUGUUGAUUGUGUUUGGUCCUGUAUGUUUUUAUAUGUCAGUCAAUAAAGAAUGUUUCUUAA
Molecule: messenger RNA, 1037 nt
Organism: Limanda limanda (common dab)
Lineage: Eukaryota; Metazoa; Chordata; Actinopteri; Pleuronectiformes; Pleuronectidae
Gene: zcrb1
Product: zinc finger CCHC-type and RNA binding motif 1
Exons: 8
Coding region: 124-789 (221 amino acids)
Biological process (GO): mRNA splicing, via spliceosome
Cellular component (GO): U12-type spliceosomal complex
Molecular function (GO): zinc ion binding; RNA binding
Source: RefSeq, a predicted model, not a curated record